Molecule: messenger RNA, 3436 nt
Organism: Bufo bufo (common toad)
Lineage: Eukaryota; Metazoa; Chordata; Amphibia; Anura; Bufonidae
Gene: BCL7A
Product: BAF chromatin remodeling complex subunit BCL7A
Exons: 7
Coding region: 431-1123 (230 amino acids)
Source: RefSeq, a predicted model, not a curated record
CCCUGAUGCACAUAAAGAUACACAAGACAGCGAUCACACGGAUCCGGUAAAACUUUCCUCGAUUAUCGUCCGACACCUUCCGAUCCUCAUCUGUCAUCACCUUACACCACAUUAUACAGCUGCCCUAUAAAGACGUCAGGCAAGAUGCCCCUUUUUCUAAACGCUCAGGACCAGCAUUGCGCCCCAGCGGGCACCCAGCAGGAAGAUGAAAAAGCAGGGUGCCGGAGUGUUGCAUUGUAAUUGUGGGUGUGCGGCGCUUCCCUUUCCCAUCCCCCCGCUGCGAGUCCCGGCAGGCAGGACAGUGCGCAUGCGCGUGGUGCCUGUGCUCGGCCGUAUGUGUGUAUGUGAGUGUGCGAGAGAGCAAAGAAAGCUACAAGUAACCGGCGGCGACUCUCCCUCCUCUCCCCCUCCCUGCUAACCCGCUGCAGCCAUGUCGGGACGUUCGGUCAGAGCCGAGACACGGAGCCGAGCUAAAGAUGACAUCAAACGGGUUAUGGCCGCCAUCGAAAAAGUACGGAAAUGGGAAAAGAAAUGGGUAACUGUUGGAGAUACGUCCCUUAGGAUUUACAAGUGGGUGCCGGUUGCCGAACCGAAAGGGGAUGAUAUUGAUUUGAAAGUGACAGAUGAGAAUUCGGGACUUCUGAGGCGACCAAAACCUUGUGGAAAAAAGACUAAGAAUAAAAAGAAAACUAAAGAUGAGAAAUGUGGUUCAGAACUGACCACCCCAGAAAACAGCUCUUCCCCAGGGAUGAUGGACAUGCAUGAUGAUAAUAGCAACCAGAGUUCAAUAGCUGAUGCCUCCCCAGUAAAACAGGAGAAUAGCAGCAACUGUAGCCCUGCCCCUGACAACCUGAAUACACAGGCGGACAGUACUGAGAUUAAGUCUGAGGAAGCCCACUCCAAUAACAGUGAACACCAGGACUCUGAAGUUACUUCAGGGCAAAAUUCUCAGUCAUCAGUUGAAAGUUCACUAAAUAAUUCAGAGAAAACAGAAACACAAAGCUCUGCUGAUAAAGAGAUCGCUACAGAGACCUCCAAAAAUUCUCAGGAUUCUGAUGACGGUGCCCCUCCUUGCAAAAAGGCAAAAGGCGACAGUUCGCAACAGAACACUGAAGCUAUGUAGACUAUCCGACUCUGUUUCUCUUUAUUUUAUUUGGGGUCUGUUUGCUGUAAGGUACAUUGGUUAUUGCAACAAUAGGACAGCCUUACUUAAAACCAUCUUUUUCUCCUUGACGAGAAUAGGACUUUACAAUUUCAACCUACAAAGCAAAAAUCUGACAAUGCCUGGAUAAGAGGCCAGGACUCAAGAAAGUGUGAAAUAUUUCUGUGAGGAAUCCGAAUACCAAUGACAGUCUGUUGAAGUGGUUGAUGUGAACACUCAGGAGGGUCUACGCACUGUUUUCUGUAGUCAUUUUUACAUUUGUGUUUGCUGCUGUAUAUAUAUAUUUUUUUUUCCAUUUUGCUAUUUAACAUGUAAAAUAUUUAAAGAUGGUACCUUUUCAGUUUGAAGCCACCAUGUAAAUUUACUUUUUGUAAUUUGUGCCUUUUCUGAUUUUAUUUUAUUUUUUUAACUGAGCUCUGUGUAAGUGGAUGAAUCUCUAAUACACUAGAAGCCAUUUUCACAUGUGGCGUGAUCUGUUCCCAGAGUCUUCUGACGGUUAGACUGCCUUCACCAUUUUCAGACCAUUCAUUCCAGUGUCUUCAUCUUUGGACUGUGUUCUUUUAUCUUGUAGCACGCACAGGAUUGUCAUCAUCUUUUUUAACUCCAGUAUCUGCUUUCUGUGUUUUCAGGCAGCUAAAUUAUCAUUUUGCUUUAGACUAGAGUACAAUGAAUUUUUCUUAUUUACUGUAAUUUUAUUUGUUGUGUUUUUAAGGUUUUUAAUUAAUAUUCUUCCAAGAUCAAGUGAUUAGUCAAAGCAGUAUUGGUAUUUUAUGUAAUGAGCUACAUUUAUUCUUCAAAAAUAAGUCAUUUGAAUAUGGCAUUUCUUCGCGUUCGGUAAAUGCUAUAGAAAAAAAGUAGAUGCUAGGUACUAGAGGAGAGCUAGUUUGGGUGAAUAAUGUAGUAUUUCUACAGCUACUAUACAACGCAGUGCGUGUCCUGAUGCCAUUCCAUGAACAGUAGCACUACUCUACAUUUAUUUUAAUGGAUAAAAGCGCCUCUUUCUUAGCACAGAUACUACAUUGGUAGCUUUCUGGUUAGGACUGUGCAAGGAGAAUGUUCUUGUCCUUAUGUUAAAGGACAUCUGCAGAUUUGUACCUAUGAAGCUGGCUGACCUGUUGCAUGUGCCUUGGCAGCUGAAGACAUCUGUGUUGGUCCCAUGUCCAUAUGUGCCCGCAUUUAUGAGAAAAAUAAAAGUUGAAUAUAUGCAAAUGAGUCUCUAGGAGCAACGGGGGCGUUGCUGUUACACCUAGAGGCUCUGCUCUCUCUGCAGCUGCCACAGUGUGAUCAUGUUUUUACUGCCUGGCCAUGUCCGAGUGCAGAGGGCACGGCAGUCGCAGAGAGAGCAGAGCCUCUAGAUGUAAUGGCAAUGCCCCAGUUGCACUUAGAGGCUAAUUUGCAUAUAUUAAAACCAAAUUUUUCUCAGCAAUGUGGGCACAUAUGAACAUGGGACCAACACAGAUGCCUUCAGCUGCCAAGCGCACAUGUAACAGGUUAGCCAGUUUCAUAGGUACAAAUCUGCUGACAGAUGCCCUUUAAAUCCCACUUUGGACAAAGUGCAAAUCAAGAGCUCUCAUGUAUAAAUCGUGUGUGAUGUAUAAAUAUACUGACAGACAGUGAAAGGUUAAUUUAUUGUGUGUGAAUUGACUUUUUAGCCAGUAAACCAUUUAAAGAAGAAAAAGUCUUGAUCUUAACCAUUUGGUUUCUGUUUUUGGUUGCAUUUUGUUACGAGAGCGUCUGUGAGAGGUUUGCCGUGUUCAUUUCUUCUUGUUUUAUGUUCCAUAAGUGAAAAUGGCUUCAAAUAAAAAUUCUAAAAGCAGACACUUCCCAUCAACACAGCAAAGGCUUUGAUAUCUACCGAUUCUGUUACACCUGGACUUUUCUCAUGGGGAUAACAUUAUAUGUUCAUGGUUGUAAGUUUCAUUGAUUAACUCCUACCACAUUCCCUAUAUAAAGAGUCCUGUAUAUGUUCGUACUCAUUCGUUGACCAUUGAAUGCUAUCUGACACUGUAUUAUCUUCCAAGAAAUGUAACUGUUGGAUGCUGGAAAUGAGACUGCCUGACUUCUGGUAGUCCCAAGAUAGUUUUUUCCAUUCGGGAUACCCUUUGUCUUGUGUGAAGAGUGGAUAACACUGUCCAUCCUAGUUUAUUAUGUAACUUUGCUUCUUUUCUCAUUCAUUGACAAGAAUUUGCUGCGGAAACCUGUGGCGCUGUUGAGUUAUGGUUAUCAUUGGUAAUAUACCUCAAUACUUUACAAUAAAAUCUACAUUUUCUAAUU